This is a messenger RNA of Colius striatus (speckled mousebird), 3053 nucleotides long. RefSeq names its product BCL11 transcription factor A (gene BCL11A). Gene Ontology annotation, cellular component: nucleus. Bases 298 to 2664 code for a protein of 788 amino acids. Gene Ontology annotation, biological process: negative regulation of dendrite development; regulation of transcription by RNA polymerase II. NCBI's taxonomy places the organism in Eukaryota, Metazoa, Chordata, Aves, Coliiformes, Coliidae. Gene Ontology annotation, molecular function: RNA polymerase II cis-regulatory region sequence-specific DNA binding; DNA-binding transcription factor activity. The record is from RefSeq and is a predicted model, not a curated record. The transcript is spliced from 4 exons.
ACUUGCAGCUCAGGGGGGCUUUUGCCAUUUUUUUCAUCUCUCUCUCUCCUUCUCUCUCUCCCUCUCUCUCCCUCUCCCUCUCUCUCUCUCUUUUUUUUCCUUGCACAAAAAAAAAAAAAGCCAUGACUGCUAUCCCACAAUUCAUCUUCCCUGCGCCAUCUUUGUAUUAUUUCUAAUUUAUUUUGGAUGUCAAAAGACAUUGAUGAAGAUAUUUUCUCUGGAGUCUCCUUCCUCUCUAACCCGUCUCUCCCGAUGUGAACCGAGCGACUCACAAGCCACCGAAGCCACCAACCCACCAUGUCGCGCCGCAAGCAAGGCAAACCCCAGCACUUAAGCAAACGGGAAUUUUCACCCGAACCUCUUGAAGCCAUUCUCACUGAUGACGAACCUGAACAUGGCACAUUGGGAGCUCCGGAAGGGGACCACGACCUCCUCACUUGUGGCCAGUGUCAGAUGAACUUCCCGUUGGGGGACAUUCUUAUUUUUAUUGAGCACAAACGGAAACAAUGCAAUGGCAGUCUCUGCUUAGAGAAGGCUGUGGAUAAGCCACCUUCACCCUCACCAAGUGAGCUGAAAAAAGCAUCCAAUCCCGUGGAGGUUGGCAUCCAGGUUACGCCAGAGGAUGACGAUUGUUUAUCAACGUCAUCUAGAGGAAUUUGCCCCAAACAGGAACAUAUAGCAGGUAAAGACGAGCCCAGCAGCUACACGUGUACGACUUGUAAACAGCCUUUCAACAGCGCCUGGUUCCUCUUGCAGCACGCACAGAACACGCACGGCUUACGGAUCUACCUAGAAAGCGAGCACGGCAGCCCCCUGACGCCACGGGUUGGUAUCCCAACAGGACUAGGUGCAGAGUGCCCUUCCCAGCCACCUCUCCACGGGAUUCACAUUGCAGACAAUAACCCUUUUAACCUGCUCAGAAUACCCGGCUCGGUCUCGAGGGAGGCGUCGGGGCUGGGAGAAGGGCGUUUCCCACCCACGCCGCCCCUCUUUAGCCCUCCCCCGAGGCACCAUUUGGAUCCGCAUCGCAUUGAGCGCCUGGGUGCGGAAGAAAUGGCUCUGGCCACCCAUCACCCUAGUGCCUUUGACAGGGUGCUGCGACUGAACCCCAUGGCGAUGGAGCCCCCCGCUAUGGAUUUCUCCCGGAGGCUGCGGGAGCUGGCCGGCAACACCUCCAGCCCGCCCUUGUCCCCGAGCCGGCCCAGCCCUAUGCAAAGGUUGCUGCAGCCCUUCCAGCCCGGCAGCAAGCCCCCGUUCCUGGCCACGCCGCCCCUCCCUCCUCUGCAGUCCGCUCCUCCUCCCUCCCAGCCGCCCAUGAAGUCCAAGUCCUGCGAGUUCUGCGGGAAGACCUUCAAGUUUCAGAGCAACCUGGUGGUCCACCGCCGGAGCCACACCGGGGAGAAGCCCUACAAGUGCAACCUCUGCGACCACGCCUGCACGCAGGCCAGCAAGCUGAAGCGCCACAUGAAGACCCACAUGCACAAGUCCUCCCCCAUGACGGUCAAGUCGGACGACGGGCUCUCCACCGCCAGCUCCCCUGAGCCGGGCACCAGCGACCUGGUGGGCAGCGCCAGCAGCGCCCUCAAGUCUGUGGUGGCCAAGUUCAAGAGCGAGAACGACCCCAACAUGAUCCCCGAGAACGGGGACGAGGAAGAGGAGGAAGAGGAGGAGGAAGAGGAGGAGGAGGAGGAGGAAGAGGAGGAGGACUUGAACGAGAGUGACAGGCCGGACUACGGCUUCGGGAUGAGCCUGGAGGCGGCCCGCCACCACGAGAACAACUCGCGGGCUGGCGAGGAGGGCCGGGCGAUGCCGGACGUCAUGCAGGGCAUGGUCCUGAGCUCCAUGCAGCAUUUCAGCGAGGCCUUCCACCAGGUCCUAGGGGAGAAACACAAGCGGGGCCACCUCCCCGAGCCCGAGGUGCACAGGGACACUUGCGACGAAGACUCGGUGGCCGGCGAGUCCGACCGCAUCGACGAGGGGGCCGUCAACGGCCGGGGCUGCUCCCCGGGGGAGUCCGCCUCGGGCGGCCUGUCCAAAAAGCUGCUGCUGGGUAGCCCCAGCUCCCUGAGCCCCUUCUCCAAACGCAUCAAGCUGGAAAAGGAGUUCGACCUGCCGGCCGCCGCCAUGCCCAACACCGAGAACGUUUACUCCCAGUGGCUGGCGGGCUACGCCGCCUCCCGGCAGCUGAAGGACCCCUUCCUCAGCUUCGGCGACUCCCGACAAUCGCCCUUCGCCUCCUCCUCCGAGCACUCCUCGGAGAACGGCAGCCUGCGCUUCUCCACGCCGCCGGGCGAGCUGGACGGAGGGAUCUCAGGCCGCAGUGGCACGGGAAGCGGAGGGAGCACCCCCCAUAUUAGUGGCCCGGGCCCUGGCAGGCCCAGCUCAAAAGAGGGCAGACGCAGCGACACUUGUGAGUACUGUGGGAAGGUCUUCAAGAACUGUAGUAAUCUCACCGUCCACAGACGGAGCCACACGGGCGAGAGGCCGUAUAAGUGUGAGCUUUGCAACUACGCCUGCGCCCAGAGUAGCAAGCUCACCCGGCACAUGAAAACACACGGGCAGGUUCGGCGUACCCCCCCGGCUGGCGCGGCGCCCAGGGAGCCCCGGACGUCUGGCAGUUUUCGGAUGGAACUUCAAGAGCACUUAAAUUCUGAAAGGAGGUGAAGGUGGGGCGAGCGGCCGGCGGCGUCUCGGCAUCCGGAGGUGGCCUCUGUCCUGCUGUCCCCGGGAGAGCCUGACAAGUCCGUGGCCGAAGGCAGCGCUCCCCGGGCUCCUCCUGCCUGCAAGACUAUCGUAUUUAUAUUUUGUAACAGAGUACACCACUUCUUCGGGGUCGGUUUGCUUUGGGGAGGGAGGGGUUUGGUUGGUUGGUUGGUUGGUUGGUUGGUUGGUUGGUUGGGGUGGUUUUUUUUAUUUUCUAACAACAAAAGGAAAGCAAAACCCACCCACCAAGGUCAAGGGCUUCUCGAUGGCUUCGACCAGCUUCUUCCCCCGUGCUCACAGACUGUCCUGCUCUCGUGGGCAACCCGGUCCGGCUCGUUGGUCCUCUCCGC